UUCAUUUAUCUCUUAAUGAAAAAGAGUGAUCUGAUCAUAAUAUUGUUAUAUGUAUGUGAUCAGAUGUCAUCAGAGGGCCCAUAUCACAAUGAAUUUGAUUUUGAGUUCCUGGGCAACACCACAGGGGAACCUUACCUAGUACAGACCAAUGUAUAUGUCAAUGGAGUUGGCAAUCGGGAACAAAGAUUGAACCUCUGGUUUGAUCCCACUAAGGAUUUUCAUUCGUACUCACUUCUGUGGAAUCGUCGCCAAGUUGUAUUCUUGGUCGAUGCGACGCCGGUUCGUGUACAUUCGAAUUUGGAGCACAAGGGGAUUCCAUAUCCUAAAGACCAAUCCAUGGGAGUUUACAGCUCGAUAUGGAAUGCUGAUGAUUGGGCCACACAAGGUGGGAGAGUGAAGACUGAUUGGUCACAUGCCCCUUUCAUUGCAAGCUACACGGGAUUCGAGAUCGAUGCUUGUGAGUGUCCUGAGGUAGUGGCAGCUGUCGAUAACAUCAAGCGAUGUAGCGCCGCUGGUGGCGAGAAAGGGUAUUGGUGGGAUGAGCCAACAAUGUCGGAACUGAGCCUCCACCAGAGCCACCAGCUUCAGUGGGUUCGGGCCAAUCACAUGGUUUACGACUAUUGCAAAGAUACCUCGAGAUUCCCGGUCGCUCCGGUCGAAUGCCUGCACCAUCACCACUAGGGAUGUGUUGAUCUUGGAGUGUGUCAAUUCCAUUGUAAAGAUGUGAUAAAGCUUUCAUCAUUUGUCACACCCCGUGUUAAAUAGUUUUGAACGUGCACUAUGAUGUAAUAUAAUGUGGUGAAAUUAAUUUUUUAUUUCCUUCUUUGCGUCCA
Molecule: messenger RNA, 833 nt
Organism: Olea europaea var. sylvestris
Lineage: Eukaryota; Viridiplantae; Streptophyta; Magnoliopsida; Lamiales; Oleaceae
Product: xyloglucan endotransglucosylase/hydrolase protein 9-like
Exons: 2
Coding region: 16-681 (221 amino acids)
Biological process (GO): glucan metabolic process
Cellular component (GO): apoplast; cell wall
Molecular function (GO): hydrolase activity, hydrolyzing O-glycosyl compounds; xyloglucan:xyloglucosyl transferase activity
Source: RefSeq, a predicted model, not a curated record